This is a messenger RNA of Arabidopsis lyrata subsp. lyrata, 3343 nucleotides long. RefSeq names its product B3 domain-containing protein REM17. Bases 111 to 3122 code for a protein of 1003 amino acids. NCBI's taxonomy places the organism in Eukaryota, Viridiplantae, Streptophyta, Magnoliopsida, Brassicales, Brassicaceae. Gene Ontology annotation, molecular function: DNA binding. The record is from RefSeq and is a predicted model, not a curated record. The transcript has 11 exons.
GAGAUUCAAGACGUAGAAGAAGGAGACAAACGUGAACGUCUUUAAAUUAUGAAACCUCUCUCAUAAAGUUCUCACCUGUAUUGAGGUUUUCUCUCUUGAGGUGUUCAACAAUGGCGGAUCAAUCUCUUCUACACUCUCCGAUCAAACCACAUUUCUUCAAGCCUCUUCUUCAAGGCUUUCGCACUCACCUCAACAUUCCUGUUGCUUUCUUCUCGAAGCAUGUUGAAGGAAAAAACGAUCAAAACAAGAUUGCGAAACUGAGAUCAGACGCGUCAGAGAAAACUUGGUUAGUGAAGAUGGACGGUUUGAAUUUAACCGACGGGUGGGAAGAUUUUGCCUUUGCACAUGAUCUCCGAAUUGGUGACAUUGUCAUUUUCAGACAUGAAGGAGAAAUGGUGUUUCAUGUCACAGCUUUAGGACCAAGUUGUUGUGAGAUUCAAUAUUAUACAUCAUCUCACAACAGCAAUGAUGAUGAUCGUAAUGAUCAGACCAAUAUUGCUUCAAGAAACAGUGAAAGAGUGAAGAAGAAUCCCAGAAAGAAAGUAGAGUCUUCUUUAGACCAUUCUCGUUUUGUGGCAAAAGUCUCAGCUUGGGGCCUAAGAAAUGAUCGACUGUAUAUACCACUAAGUUUCGCGAGGUCAAACGGUCUGAACAAAAUCAACAGUAAGAAAAUCUAUCUUUACAACGAAGCAGGAAGAUCAUGGAAGUUAGAUUUGAAACACGACAAAUCAGGCAUGCAUACUUAUAUCCAAUCCGGUUGGAGAAGUUUCUGCGCUGCAAAUGGGAUUAGGCAAGGCCAAUAUACAUUCAAACUUGUCCGAAAAUCGGCACCAUCUCUCAUCCGUUUGUGCCGCGAAAAAGCUAAACCAAAACAAAGAUCAGUUGCAGAAUCUUCAUCAGACCAAUCUUGUUUUGAGGGAUCUGUCAGUCCUUCAAGCCUAAGAAAUAAUCAACUGUUUCUUCCAAGGAGCUUCGUGAGCUCAAAUAGUCUGGAGAAAAGAUGCAGUGAGAUAGUUUUAAAGAAUGAACAGGGAAUAAAAUGGCCUUCAGUUUUGAAACAUUACAAAACAGUCACUUAUCUUACAAAAGGCUGGACUAGUUUCUGUCAAGUAAACAGGAUCAAAGCUGGAGAUUCCUACAAGUUUAAACUGGUUGGAACCUGGACGAAACCUGUUCUUUCUUUGUGUCCUACAAAUUCUAAUCAUGACAAAACUCCAUUAGAGUGUCCCAAUGAUGUCAAGACCCUCUCAUCAAAUCCUAGAAGCGGAGAUGACAGUAGCAAAUCUAAAGAAAUUGAAGAGGAGAAUAUUGAAGACAAGAAUAUCUCAAAGACAUGCUUGGAGAUAAAGAAAAGGAAGUAUUGGUCAAGAUGCAGAGCUUCUGUAGAAAACAUGGAUGAUGAUCAGACCAACAUCGGAAACAGUUCAAGAAAGAACGUAGAGUCUUCAUCAUACCAUUCUAGUUUUGAGGGAUCAGUCAAUCCUUCAAGCCUAUACAAAGAUCAACUGUAUCUUCCAAGGAACUUUGUGAGCUCAAAUGGUUUGGACAAAAGAUGCAGUGAGAUAGUUUUAAAGAAUGAAAGGGGAGAAAAAAGGACUUUAGUUUUGAAACACUUCAAACAAAACCUUACUUUUCUCAAAAAAGGCUGGACCAGUUUCUGUCAAGUUAACAGGAUCAAAGCUGGAGAUUCCUUCAAGUUUAAACUGGUUGGAACCUGGAAUAAACCUGUUCUUACUUUGUGCCCUACAGUAUCCAACCAUCACAAAACCCCAUUAGAGUGUUCAGAAGGUAACAAAUCCGAAGAAAAUGAAGAGGAGGAUAUUAAAGACAAGAAUACCUCUCAGGAUUGCUUGGAGGUAAAGAAAAGGAAGUAUUGGUCAAAAUGCAGAGCCUCUGCAGAGAACAUGGAUGAUGAUCAAACCAACAUUGGAAGCAGUUCAAGAAAGAAGAGAGUGAAGAAAAAUCCAAUAAAGAAAGCAGACUCUUCAUCAGACCAUUCUAGUUUUGUGGCUAAUGUCACAGCUUCAAGCCUAAACUGUGAUAGACUGUAUUUACCACUAGGUUUCGCGAGGUCAAACGGUCUAGACAAAAUGAGCGGUAAGAAGGUUGUUCUUCUUAACGAAGAAGGACGAACAUGGAAGUUAAAUUUGAAAUACAACAAAGCAGGCAACCAGACUUAUGUCAGACCUGGUUGGAAAAGAUUCUGUGAUGCAAAUGGGAUGAGUCAAGAUCAACAAUUUACAUUCAAACUGGUCCAAAAACAUGGACCACCUGUCAUGCGUUUGUACCUUGCAGAACAUAGACCAAAAUCAGAAUCUUCAUCGCACGGUUCCUAUUUGGUGGGAUCUGUCACUGCUUCAAGCAUAAACAAAGAUAAGCUGUAUUUAAGGAAGAGUUUUGUGAGCUCAAAUGGUCUGGACAAAGGAUGCAAGAAGAUAGUUUUAAAGAACGAAUGGGGAAGAGAAUGGAAUUUAGUCUUCAGACACUACAAAUCACACUGCUUUACUAUUAUCAAACGAGGCUGGGCCAGUUUCUGCCAAGGCAACGGAUUAAAAGCUGGAGAUUCCUUCAAGUUUAAACUGGUUGGAACAGGGGAAAAGCCUGUUCUUUCUUUGUGCCCUGCAGAAUCCAGUUGUGAGUGUCCAGAUGGUAGUGAUGAUGUAAAGUCCCUCUCCUCAAAUUCUAGCAGCGGAGAUGACAGUAGCAGAUCCGAAGAAGUUGAAGAGGAGAGUAUGGAAGACAAGAACAUCUCACAGGAUUGCUUGGAGAUCAAGAAAAGGAAGUAUUGCUGUUCAUCUUCAUAUAGUCAAAACCGAUUUGUGACAUUAACUCUUACACUGUCCGCUUUUCAAACCUACAAACUGUAUCUUCCGCGCGGUUUCACGCAGGUGAAUGGCAUCAACAAGCCAAGGAAGAUAACUCUGCUGGGUCAAGAUGGAGUAAAACGGGUGGUGGAUCUCUAUCAGGAUAAAAUAAGCGGAACAAUGAGAUUUGGCAAAGGCUGGAGAGAGUCCUGUGAAGCUCAAGGCGUGAAGAUAGACGAGUCCUUUGUGUUGGAACUCAUUUGGGAGAAAGAAGCAAGUCCGGUACUUAAGUUCUGCACCAAAUUAAACUCUGCUUGAGACUGUUUCCAGAGAAGUAGCUUGUGGAGGUGUGUCUCAACACAUUAUCUCAUUCGCUCGAUAUCUAUAGCUUUACAAUGUUUUCCUUAUGGGUCAAGAGUUGUCAGCUAGUUGACUAGAUGUCUACACAUCUGAGCCUUGUUUAAGAGUUCAAGAAAAUGUUUCAACUGACUACUUGUGUGUUGUGAACAUUUUGAGAAUUUGUAAUGUCUUCUUCAAUA